This is a messenger RNA of Ceratitis capitata (Mediterranean fruit fly), 1509 nucleotides long. It is a transcript of the gene Sirt2, whose product is annotated as NAD-dependent protein deacetylase Sirt2. The record is from RefSeq and is a predicted model, not a curated record. The coding region runs from base 443 to 1306 and encodes 287 amino acids. Lineage: Eukaryota; Metazoa; Arthropoda; Insecta; Diptera; Tephritidae. Gene Ontology annotation, molecular function: NAD+ binding; histone deacetylase activity, NAD-dependent. The transcript has 4 exons.
GUGAUGUAUAGUAGAAAUCUCACUGAAAUAUGUUUACCGUGAACAGAGACUUUAAUGGUAUGGUCAAAGAUGAUAUUUAACCGGAAGUUCCGAGUUUUCGAAAUCGAAAGUUUAACUUUCGUUAAAACCAAAUAGAACUUCCCUGAAAGAUAGAUUCUAUAUACCUACCUACAGCGGUUAUUUAACAGCAGACCACAGAAAAUGCAAUAAAUUUAAGAUCACUACAAGGAAAUACAUUUAUUUUUGGAGAACAGUAAGCUGAAAUGCAUGUCAUCUUCAUUCAUUAAAUAAAGUUUUGGAAACCAUAAGGGUGAGUUUAACGAACUUGUUCUCCCGACUGGCCUUACAUCCGGACCAAUCAGCAAGCAAGGUUAUUCCGGACUUGUCAUUCGAUGGAUUUUUAAGUCACUGGAAAAGUAAUGGUUUUAAAAAAAUUGUCACCAUGGUCGGCGCUGGUAUUUCAACUUCCGCUGGCAUACCGGAUUUUCGUACACCUGGUUCGGGACUCUAUGAUAAUUUGCAGAAAUACAAUCUACCCCAUCCAACCGAUAUAUUUGAAUUGGAUUACUUUAUCGAAAACCCGAAGCCGUUUUACGCAUUAGCCAAAGAAUUGUACCCCGGAAAUUUUCGUCCCACUCCAGUACACUAUUUCAUUCGUCUUUUAAAUGAAAAAAAUCUAUUAGUACGUCAUUACACACAGAAUAUUGACUCCUUAGAACGUCUAGCAGGCUUACCAGAGGAGAAGAUGGUCGAAGCACAUGGUACGUUUCACACCAAUCAUUGUCUUGAAUGUGGUUUGGAAUUCUCCAAAGAAUGGAUGAAGGAAAAAAUUUUUAGUGAUACCAUACCAUUGUGUGAUGCGUGCAAUGGUAUUGUCAAACCGGAUAUUGUUUUCUUCGGUGAAGGUAUGCCAGACAAAUUCUACGAUAUGCCUGCUGAAGACUUUAAAAAUUGUGAUCUACUUAUUGUUAUGGGUACAUCGUUGGAGGUGUAUCCUUUUGCCUCUUUGGUGGGCCAUGCUGAGCCCAAUUGUUUGCGAGUGCUUAUAAAUAGAACUAGUAUUGAUAAAUUUGGUAGCCCUACAAAUAAGCGGGAUAUCAACUUUAUCGGCGAUUGUGAUGAUGCAGUAUGGAAAAUGGCUGAGGCGCUAGGUUGGUCUGAUGAAUUGAAAGCUUUAAUAAAAAAAGAGGGUAGCAAAUUUGAAAAACCGAAAGUAAGAACUUCUGAUAAUAAGCAUAAUGACGAUAAAAAACCUAAAACCAGCAGAGAAGUACCUCAAUCUAAUCAAAUCGAAAAGAAGUCAUAAAUAAGAAAACUAAUAUUAACAAAAAUCUGCAAAUGCAACUGGGUUUGUGCAAUGGCUUUCAAAUGACGGCGUGAAUGUGAACUACUCUAUGAAUGACUUUUUAACAGCUGUUACUCUGAAUAUAUUCAUCUAGGUACAUAUAUUUAUAUAUACACAUAGUAAUAUCUAAUAAAACUAAAAUUGAGCAUAUUAAAAGCUUAAAA